This is a messenger RNA of Suillus clintonianus, 372 nucleotides long. RefSeq lists its product as uncharacterized. NCBI's taxonomy places the organism in Eukaryota, Fungi, Basidiomycota, Agaricomycetes, Boletales, Suillaceae. The record is from RefSeq and is a predicted model, not a curated record. The transcript has 2 exons. The coding region runs from base 1 to 372 and encodes 123 amino acids.
AUGUCUCAGACUCUCAUUCUUCUUCUCAUCGCUUGGCCGUCAGUCUCGCUGUUCCUGUCGAUAAUUUUCCUCAUGGCUGCGAUGUUGCACGCAGUGUUAACACCUAGCGUGGUCUGGCUCCGGACUAUAGUAGGGCUGGAACUCAUGUUAUGGAUAUGGGCCUUGCCUGCCUUCAUAUUUUGCACUUUACCCGUGCGAAUGCCGCAAGGUGAUCAUGAAGCGACCCCACUUAGCCAAAGCACGCCCACUGUAUCACUGCAUGGCUCUCGCAGCGCAUUGAUUGUAUCUGGAAAUGAGGAGAGUCCAGUCGUCAGUCCCGGCACCGCCCACUAUGAUAGGUUAACUGGGAGCAACUCCGGUGUUGAGAAGUAA